UGAUGUAAAAUUAAAGAAAAAGCGAAAUCGAGCGCGAACCGACGAGGACCGGAGGUUUCAUUAUCUGUCUUUAUUUUAUGUUUUCGGUUUGUUUUUUCUUUUCGUCUUAUCCGAGUUUGUCGGCGCGUUGAUCCCUUUUUCCACUCGGAUGUGCGAUGUCGGAGGAAAGCCAGACGGACGUCGGAAAGAAAUUGUUUUCCAAAGUUAAGUACAAAGUGUCGGGAAAUGUACCGGACGAGGUACUCGAGAUCCUCAGGGAAGGAGGUGCCGAGGGUUCUAAUUACUUUUCCGAUUAUUUGACCCACUGCAUAGUUGGCGAUGAUCCGACAGACACGGACAUCACAGACGCAAAGGAUUUGUAUGAAAUCCCUGCUGUCAAUUAUGAAUGGGUGACGCUGUCCAAGGAGUGCAACAAGCUCCUCCCUGUAAAGACUUUCAUAUUCGGCGAUGAGCUGUUGUUCACAGGUGUGAACGCAUGUCUGUCUCAGAUAAGCUCGGAAGACUGCACGGUUUUAUGGGCGAUGAUAAGGUUUUACGGUGGUAUCUGCACCCUCAGCCUUACCAAAAGGACGACCCAUUUAAUAGUGGGUAAAGCCGAUGGUGUCAAGUAUAACUUUCUUAUGGGUAGGGAGUCGUGUUCUCAGUUCAUAGUGACGCCGGAUUGGGUUUUAGACUCCAUUUCCUUAAAAAACAGAGCCCAGGAAUCUUUGUACCACCCUAGACUGCUUGUGACUGCGCAGCACGAUCGUAGGAUCUCCGAGCUUUCUGGAACGUUUUCGACCGCUCACAUCACCGGGUUUGCAGAUGAAGAGAUUACGCCAAAGGAAGAGUCGUCAGCCCCAAGAUUUAGCAAUGAGCUUUUGGAACAGCUUAAACAGCGAAUGCCUUGGAACCAGCAGUCCACAGCUUCGACAACGACAUCAUCAGGCAGUGUCAACUUUACAAGCUCGACGAUUGGGCUUGAAGUUAAAGAAGAGCCGAAACCUCCAUUGAUUCAAACUUCCCAGCAUAUCACUCUUCAACAGAAUCUAAAUCAAAACAUCCAGUUGCAAAACAAGCAACAAAUUAUUCAAGUAAUGCAACCUACACAACAGCAAAAAACACAAAUUUUAUUGCAGCAGCAGCAGCAGCAGCAGCAGCAGCAACAACAACAACAACAGCAGCAGCAGCAACAACAACAACAAAGGUUACAGCAGCCUUUACAAACAGGUCCCCAAUGGAGGACACAGACAACAUUACAACAGUCUCAAAUGAUACAUCAACAACUUCAAGGCCAUCAACAACAACAGCAACAGACCUUAGUUCAACAACACUCAGGUAUUGGACAACAGUCUGUUCUAGUACAGCAGCAAUCAAUUUCACAGCCGACGAUUGUUCAGCAACAGACUGUUUUAAGCCAGCAACAAGUUUUGACACAACAGACACUUGGGCAAGGACAGCCUGUUUUGACUCAGCAGACGACAAUGCUGUUGUCACCACAAAAUCAACAUGAAACACAGCAGUUUAUAACAAACCAAGGACAGUUGAUCCAAGGUCGUCCUCAACAGAUAGUACACCAACAGGCCAAGCCUGUAAUUCAGCAACAGUUUAUAGUUAGAGAGGGACCCCCGCCACAACUGGGUCAACAGCAAUAUACAGAAAAUAAGCCUACCACACAAUUUACCUGGCCACAACAGUACAGCCAAAACAGGCAAAUCAUUACCGGCCCUCAGGUUCAGCAAAGGAUCACUUGGACCCAACAGCCUCAGGGCCAAGCUGGGGUGCGUCAAUUCAUUCACAUGGAUGCUCAAACUCAUGCGCAACUUCAGCAAAUGGAACCUCAACAAAGAGGCUUGUUUUUGCAAAGAUUGCAGAAACACCGUCAAUUGACACUACAAAGGCAAAUGCAAGCGCAACAGCAGCAGCAACAACAACAGCGAGGUAUUUUAGAGCAGGGGCAGGUUCAAUUUGGAGUUGUUAGAACAAAUGCACCACAACCUCAGCAGACUACUGUAAUCAGGGGUCAGCUCCCACCAGGUAUCAAUCCGCAGCACCAGUUACAAUGGCUGCAACAGCAAAGGCAGAGUCAAAUCAGGCAACAGGUUUUAGUUCAUCAACCAAAUCAACAAGGGACUGUUGUUGGUGCCACUGCAGGGGCGAUAAGAACUCAAGUGCCACAACAAGCAAUACAACAUCCGCGACUGCCGGUUAACGUUGUGUCACAGCCUGCCCCACAACAACAGCAGCAAGGAUGGCAAGGAGAAACUGCAAAUAUUGCAGGAGUGCAACAGCCCGCAGUAGCUCCUACUCAGCAGCAACAGCAAUUGAUAAAUAUGCGACAUCAACAGCUUCAGUUGCAAAGACUUCAGCAUUUACAGUUACAAAAACAGCAACAGCAAGCUCAACAGCAGCAAGUUCAACAGCAGCAAGUUCAACAGCAACAAGUCCAACAACAGCAAGUUCAGCAACAACAACAACCACAGCAACAAGUUCAACAACAGCCCCAGCAGCCUCAAGUUCAACAAGUGCAGGUACAAGGCCCAACACCACAGAGAAUGCCACAUUAUGUAAAUGCAGCACAAGUAAAUCUGGCAGCUGCUGGAAAUCAACAGGUAAUUUUGCAGCAACAUCAGGUCGAACAAAAUGAUCCCGCUCAUGAUAUUUUCGGUGUCGCUAAUGGUGCACAAGGUCAACAACAGGGUUUAGUAGUGAACUCAAAAACCAAAACAGCACUAGCUAAUAUGUUAAGUAUAAGAUUGCAAAGUGGUGUCACAGCUAGUGGUGUAACUCCUGGCGAUGGGAGUGCCGCUGGUCAGUUGAGAAUGAUGACCGCUCAGCACCAAGCUUUGCCUCCCCCUCCUCCACCACAACCAUCUACACUACAUUUUCAAAGGACAACUUUAGGAAAUGUAAAUAACAAUUCUAGCAUCGUUAGAAGUACAGAAAAUGCAACCCCAGUAGUAGCAGGUGGUGUAAGCAUGGCUAAGCCUGCUGCUUAUGCACAAACUGCAGCUCGGGUGGCAGCUGUGUUACAAAAGAGUGCUUCAGGCGCUCCUGCCACCCAACCACACCGCCAGUUUUAUGGCCAUAAUCCAAAUUUAAAGCUUCCACCAGAUAUGUUUUUAUUAGGGUGUGUUUUUCUGAUAAUGGAAUAUGAUAGAAGCGGCCAUGACGUUACUAUGUGGAGAAGGAUAAUAUUGGAAAACGGUGGCGAGACUGAAUUGACUUAUUCUCCUAGAGUUACUCAUAUUCUUUGUCAAACCCAGAAGCACCCGUUGGUUCAGCAAGGAGUGAGAGAUGGUAAAAGAUGUGUGACUGCUGAGUGGCUAAGUGACAUUAUGUUAAAACAACAAGUACUCCCGCCAUGGUUGGCUUUACAUUUCCCUACGCCUUUCAGUGAUGAAAAACCAUGUAGAAAUUUAAUUAUAAGCCACUCAGGUUUUGAAGGGGAAGAACGAAUUAAAAUAAAAAAGAUGAUCGAAGCUGUCGGGGCAAAAAUGACAAGCUAUUACACGUCGCAUAACAACAUACUUGUUUGUAGAAGACCUGAGGGCGAUAAAUAUAGGAAAGCCAGGGAAUGUGGAAGGUCAGUUGUAAAUGUCCAGUGGUUAAAUGAAGUACUUUUUGGUCAUUAUUCUUGCCUUCAGCAUCCAGAAAAUCAUAAAUAUCAACAAUUUAACCUAGGGAAUCCAUUUCGAAUUGAUUACACUCUUGUACCUCAUUUGAUGGGAGCAUGGAAAAUUCCGAUUCAAGUAACCCAGGAAUGCUAUGAAAGAGCCAAGGCGAGUGGUAUUGUCGGACCAAAAAGAAAACGUCCUCGUCUUUCAAGUCCUACCAACAGCAAUAAUUUCGAACAAGAAAAUAUGUAUCCAAUCGAUAAUGCCUUCCCUCCAAUUACACAACCGAAAGCAGUAAUUAUGUUUUCUGGCCUGGAAGGAAAAAAUAUGGAGCACGAGAACAAAGUGUACCAUCUUGGUGGAUCUGUGGCCAAAAAUUGCCGUGAAGCUACCCACUUGGUUAUGGGUAAAGUUCAAAGAACGCUAAAAUUUAUGUGCGCUUUAUCAACAUGUCGUUACAUUGUAGAUUUAAAAUGGUUAACAGACAGUUUUGCAAGCAGUAAAUUUUUAGAUGAAAGCAAUUAUGUGGUUGACAAUACCGAAUUUGAGCAGAAAUACAAUUUUACUAUUCAGAAAGUUCUAUCUAACACAGAUCGCUCCCGACUUUUUGUCGGUAGGAUGUUCUACAUAACACCAGGAGUUGUACCGUCGAGAGCCUCGCUCACGGAAAUGGUGCAGUGUGCAGGUGGAGUCGUAGAAAAACAAAGAAAAUCUCUGAAGCACAUUCAGGAAUUGGAUAUAAACAAUUAUUUUGUAAUUACAAUCGCAAACGAUUUUCACCUCGUUAGCGAUAUAAUUCGAGCUAAUAUACCGGUCUAUGGGGCCGAGUUUGUUAUGACUGCCAUUUUAACACAAAAAUUGCCAUAUGAUAUGGCAUUUAGGAGAAAUAAUCAGAAAAAUAAAGUUUAAAACUAUUUUUGCGAAACUUAUAUUAUUUAGAUUUUUUUUUAUUCAUUGUGCAUAUUUGUCCAAAAGUGGCUGGAAAAGUUUUGCAAUAUUUCAUUUUUCUCUCCUCCGCAAUGUAACUUUGUGAAUAUCUAUGUUAAAUUUUCUGACUGAGGAAUUCUGUUGAGAAUUAUCCUUGUUAGUAUGUAAAAAGCAUUUCUUUUUCUAAUAGCCAAUUUAAAAUUUUUAGUUAUAAACUUAAAAGAGUACAAAAUCCUUAUUUGUGGAUUGGAAAAAAAAAGGAAACUAUUUUUAAAAAAUAAU
Molecule: messenger RNA, 4805 nt
Organism: Cimex lectularius (bed bug)
Lineage: Eukaryota; Metazoa; Arthropoda; Insecta; Hemiptera; Cimicidae
Product: PAX-interacting protein 1-like
Exons: 1
Coding region: 156-4505 (1449 amino acids)
Cellular component (GO): MLL3/4 complex
Source: RefSeq, a predicted model, not a curated record